Hemibagrus wyckioides is the source of this 1314-nucleotide messenger RNA. Its product is annotated as hydroxycarboxylic acid receptor 2-like. The transcript has a single exon. NCBI's taxonomy places the organism in Eukaryota, Metazoa, Chordata, Actinopteri, Siluriformes, Bagridae. Bases 12 to 983 code for a protein of 323 amino acids. The record is from RefSeq and is a predicted model, not a curated record. Gene Ontology annotation, molecular function: G protein-coupled receptor activity. Gene Ontology annotation, cellular component: membrane. Gene Ontology annotation, biological process: G protein-coupled receptor signaling pathway.
GUACUGCCAAGAUGUCAAACUCCUCAGUUUGUUGUGUGUUUGAACCUCCUGUUUUAAUCAAAGUCGUACCCCCUAUACUUAUCUUGGAGUUCAUUUUUGGCGUCACAGGGAACAUAGUGGCCCUCUGCAUGUUUGCCCUUGAUAAGGGGAGCUGGAAGCCAAACUCCAUCUACCUAGCACACCUGGCUGUGGCUGACUCAGUGCUUCUCUUCUUCAUGCCAUUCAGAGCCCACUACUACGUCAGAGGCCUGGACUGGAUCUUCGGAGAUGUCUUCUGCCGCAUUCUGCUCUUCGGUGUGGCAGCCAACAGGGCUGCCAGCAUCUUCUUUCUCACCGCUGUGGCUGUGGACCGUUACCUGAAGAUUGUGCACCCACUACACCGUAUAAAUCGGAUGAACCUGAGCUAUGCCAUGUGGGUCUCUGCAGGCCUAUGGGUUAUGGUUAUACUUUUGACAGGUCAGUUACUGGGCUCGCCGCACUUUUUUACCUACGGCAAUCACACCCAGUGUGAGAGUUUCAACAUAUGCUUGUAUAACAAUCCAAUGUCAAACUGGCAUAACAGCUUCUAUGUGAUCCAGUUCUGCCUGCCAGGUGGCAUCAUCAUCUUCUGCACAGCCUGCAUUACAUGGCAGCUGAAAACUAAGACCAUGGACAACACAGGCAAGGUCAAGAGGGCAGUCCAGUUCAUUUUUGUCGUUGCCAUGGUCUUUUUCCUCUGCUUCCUGCCAAGCACUGCCUCCCGGGUGGCUGUUUGGGUCCUGAAGGUCUGGUACAGCGAGUGUGCACACUUCAGCAAUGCAAAUGUGGUUUUUUAUUUUUCACUUUGCUUCACCUAUUUAAAUAGUGUGCUCAACCCACUGGUUUACUACUUUUCCACUCCUGCAUUCAGUGGAACUAUACAGAAAUUUUUCAGGCGACUCACGGGACAAAAAGAAGAGGUAGUGUCAGGGAAAAGGAGUGUGACUACAGUUACAAGUGGUUAAAGUCAAUUCAAGCAAAAUAUGUGAGAAAUGCUGUUAAAUCAGAGGUGCACUCUGUUAUAGUGAUCAUUCAAACUGUCGUGAUAGUUCAGUUAGCUUAAGCUAUAUUAGUUAGCAUUAUUGUUAGAAACACAAGGACCAAAGAAAUUGUACAAAUAAUAACUCUAUAAAACUGUACAUGAAUACUAUAAAGCAAUAAUAGUCUAUUCUAGCAUUAUGUGAUAUUUGACCACGCAAUGAUUUGCUUUGUGUAUCAUUGCCAAGCAAAGCAUUACUGACACAGUUUGUACAUUUUUCAUGAAUGCGAUGCAAUAAAUAUGAUUAUAGAACCAUA